CCAACUCAUCAACAGUGAUUUCAAGUAAUGAGUAUGAUAGAGAGGUUCAAUCAGGUAUAUUGGAAAAAUCUAAAGAAAAACUACAAAAACAUGAAGCUAGUCAAAUUCCAGCAGAAUUUAAAGAGAUGAAUAAUAUUUUAAAAAUAUGCAAUUGGCUGGUAAAAUAUCAAUCUAUAUUGCAAUUAGCCAACCAAAUGUAUAUGGCAUCCUCAUCAUUAAUAGAAAAUGUUGAAACUUUUAAUGAAUCGUCAAUGCCUUCAUCUGCAAUUUCGUCAAAUAUAAAUAAUAAUAGAGAUAGUGCACACAUAUGGGAUAAAGAAAUAAAAUGUCUCUUUCUUAGAGCAAGAUUUCCCUCGGCAACAUGUAUCGAUGAAUUUGUUAAAAAAAUAUUUGGGUAUCCACCCUAUUCUAAAGAAGGAACAGAGAUUCAAACUAAAACAAAAAAUACGUUAA
This is a messenger RNA of Dentiscutata erythropus, 453 nucleotides long. The record is from the annotation of a GenBank genome assembly. Lineage: Eukaryota; Fungi; Glomeromycota; Glomeromycetes; Diversisporales; Gigasporaceae.